Bactrocera dorsalis (oriental fruit fly) is the source of this 3483-nucleotide messenger RNA. RefSeq names its product methionine synthase reductase. The coding region runs from base 1772 to 3235 and encodes 487 amino acids. The record is from RefSeq and is a predicted model, not a curated record. NCBI's taxonomy places the organism in Eukaryota, Metazoa, Arthropoda, Insecta, Diptera, Tephritidae. Gene Ontology annotation, cellular component: cytosol. The transcript is spliced from 4 exons. Gene Ontology annotation, biological process: homocysteine metabolic process. Gene Ontology annotation, molecular function: [methionine synthase] reductase (NADPH) activity; flavin adenine dinucleotide binding; FMN binding.
AACAGUGUGUUAUAACAAUGUUUAAAAACUAAGACUUUUUUUUCCAUAGGAGCAAUCAAAGUGUCUCGUACAAUUCGAAGAUCGGAUAAACUCCGUUCACGUAUAACCGGCUGCCGUGGGAAUAUACUGAUGAGUGUUUUUGUUGUUGUAACGGUUAUCUAAUCCCCGCUUGGGUGGCAAUGUUCAAAGUUCGAAGUUAUCUAACGGCAGGCUCAGAAAGCGUGCCGUUUGUACGGGGCCGCACAAUAGGAAGAGAGGUGUUAUAUACAUAAGUGAGCUUUGCUUAACAUGCCAAGAGGUGGUUAAAGUCAUUCUGUAUAAGAGGGAGUUCAACCUGCUCAGUAUUCAAAACAAAAUUGUACAAGGGUCACUCUAGAUUUUCGCGGCAACUCGAGCUCGUCGUCUCCAUUGGGUGGUGGUUUGACUUAUAGUACGCCAUUCGCUGCGCAGGAGUCGGUGAAGGUACUAAUAGCUCUACUGUGAAUGGCGAUCAGUAAGUGUCUAAAGUGAGUUGUGUCCGAAGUCUGGUCGACGUAGUCAAGGAAAGACCUGAGAUGAUGAUCUUAAGAGACGGCUCCUCUUCAAGCAGAGAUGAUUUCUGCGAAGACAGAAACUGCAUAUAGAGAAGUUCGUUAUGUUUCUUAAUAGGAAUCAUAUGGGCGUCGCUGUGUAAAUUUUGACGGGAGAUAUAAAGGGGUAUUGCCCGUCGUUAAUAUCGUACAAUAAGCAGCGUACUAGAUUAUGGAAAUUGCCGCUAGUGGUUGAGGGAGUUUCAAAAUAUAGAAAUUAAACAGUAACAGGGAGAGGACACGAACUUGCGGGAUCCCCUGUUCAAUUCUUCUAAAUUAAAUUUUUGACGGGUUUCCAAUAGUGGAACCACUCUUCUAAUUUUCCACACAUCGAUUAUUUGAAGAUUUGUCAGCGACGGUUUGGGGACAUUGGUUAGGAAGAUUACUAGCGUCGAGCCUUGGUUCUUAAGCAUCAGCGUAGUUAUCAUUAGUGAAAGUAAGUGGAGCGUAGUCUCUUGGAAUUUUGCGCAGACGUCGAGUAAUACAUCUUUUGUCAAUCGAACGGUGCAGUGUGAACUGCCGGUUAAAAAUUGAUUUGAAUUUUAACUCAGUCAUCGUAUCUCCUCAGAUUAGACAAGGUCCUGAAGUACUACAAAGUUUACUCACACCGGUGGAGAAGUUGCAAGACUUUACUACUAAUAUCAGACUACAUAACCGUUACAACAACAAAAACAUUGUAAUAUCAGGCGAACCCAUAAGGCAUUGCUAUUUAUUGUGCAGAAAGUCGCAUAGUCUAUCUAUUCCAUCAGCUCCCUCCCCCUACGAUCAGUUGUUGGCAGGAAUGCCAAAGAUCGCCUUGCGUAUUAAAUCCGUCUAAUAGCGCACCUAUGUUCGGGUGAUAUUCUCUUGGACAUUAUACUCGUAUAACAGGAGAGAUGCUAUAAUAAAUAUUUCGAGGUCGACAUCGCAUGACUGAAUUGCUAUGCACUGACGUUCGGUAGUAUCCCUGUGAUCGAUGUCGUCAUCGAUGAGAAAAAGUUGCCCAGCGUUGUGUAGUAUGAAGGCUUGGCCUCCACCAUUAUCUCGCUCCUUGUAGCAUUGACACUGAUUCACAACUCAGAAAAUCUGAUCUUCUGUUUAACCUGGUUUUCUUGAACGGCAGUUAGUUCUCUCUCGACUGUUUCUUUCGUUGCCUGUUCCCACGACAGCCGCAGUACGUGAACUAGAUGCAGUAGUGCAUUACAAAAACAACAAUAACGCUGAUGGCUUCAAAACAUAUUCGAAAUAUGGUGUGUCCAAGUAAAUCCACUGCUUCCGGUUUUGAUAUCCUUAAUAUCGAGGACUAUAUUUUAGAAAAAUAUGUGCCUCCAAAGCUGUCGGAUCCCAUUUACUCGGUUGUCUUUGUGGACAGCAUUGUUGAAAACAAGCUCACAAUUAAACAUUCACAGCUCCGAUGUACUGAACUAAUUUGGCCGUUCAGCAGAACAGGAGAUAUGCCACUGCAAGUACCUAUUAAAGCAGCACAGAUCUUGGCCGAAGCUGACGAUGAAUUAAAAGGAAAGCGGAUAUUGGAAAUAACGCUUGAUAUGGUAUCAUAUCAAACAGCCGAAGACUAUUUUCAACCUGGUGAUACAAUUGGCAUACUACCAAUCAACAACAUAAAGGAUGUACAAUUACUGCUGAAACACAUGCAUCUUACAAACAACAUUGAUGAUAUAUUCCAAUUGCAGAUUUCUACAAAGUGUAGCAAAAAAAUUGCAAAACUGCCAACAUACAUUCCUACUCAUUGUACACCAUAUCGAUUGUUACGCGAUUGCUUAAGCAUACAUGCCAUACCGAAAAAACAAUUCCUUAAUGUUUUAGCCAAUUGUUGCGAGAAUAAUGAUGAACGCGCCUUUCUCAGCUCUUUAUCCUCAAAGGAAGGUAGUUGUUACUACAACGAACUGAUUUUAGAACGUGGCCUUAAACUUCUUGAUUUUCUGGAAUUAUGUCCUUCCUGUAAACCUACAUUAGAAAUACUUAUUGAGCAUCUACCGCGCUUAUUACCUCGUCCCUACUCAAUAGCGAAUUGUCCUGUUGGGAAUGAUAUGAAACUUAUAUUCUCAAUACUCCCGGAAAAACCUGGUGUUACAACAGAUAUGUUAAACAAUCUGGCGGCACCUUUACUCAACGCUGCGAAUCCUUCAGAGUUGCCAAAAAUUACAAUGUAUGCACGACAACCAAAUCAAUUUCGUUUUACCUCACAAGAAGCCAACGAAAGAAAUCACAUUCUAAUCGGUGUAGGCACAGCUUUAGCACCUUUUUUAGGUUUUCUAGAACUAAAGGAACAACUACUUGCGAACGGAAUAUUUAAAACGUUAGGCGACACAUGGCUUUUUUCAGGUGCCAUAAAUGAAACGCACCUACCACACAGAGAACGUAUAUUAGCAUAUGAAGAAGCUGGAGUGCUACAACGCUACUUUGAGAGUUUUUCCCGUGCGCUGAGUGCCACCUAUCACUAUGUUCAGGAACAAUUAUUGGCUCAUGCAAGCGAAUUUGUAGAGUUUUUGAUGCAAGAAAAGACUGUGCUAUACAUCUGUGCUGAUGGUGGAUCGAUAUCGAAGUCAAUAGAAACGGCAGUUAUGGAAUGUUUGGUACAAGUUAAACAUAUAACACUCGAUGAAGCGUCUCAAGAGCUAAAAUUAUUUAAAGGAAAUGGCAAAUAUCGUGAAGAUUUGUGGCUGUAAUUGACUUGAAUUUCAUAACAAAGACAACACAUUAUGACUAUGAGUAGGUUAAACAAGGGCAGUUGCAUAUUAGCAUGCAUGCGUAUGUGCUUAUGCACUAGUGAAUUUCUGUGUAUGUUUUUGUAAAGAGUCUCUUGGAAUGUGUUAUAUAUGUACAUAGAAAAAAUGUAUAGUAAAUUAGUAGUCGAAUAAUAAUUUUUGGUAAUGACGUUCUUUAAAAUAAAGAUCCUAGGAACAACAAAAUUAUA